This is a messenger RNA of Panicum virgatum (switchgrass), 1443 nucleotides long. RefSeq lists its product as uncharacterized. The transcript is spliced from 5 exons. The record is from RefSeq and is a predicted model, not a curated record. NCBI's taxonomy places the organism in Eukaryota, Viridiplantae, Streptophyta, Magnoliopsida, Poales, Poaceae. Bases 1 to 1443 code for a protein of 480 amino acids.
AUGGUUGACCCUGUUUGGGAGCAUGGAGAAAAAAGGGGAUCGGGUUUCAAGUGCAAGUAUUGUGGCACAUCAAAGAGCGGAGGAGGGGCAACACGGUUCAAGGACCACUUGGCACAUAGAGGUCAUGAUGUUAUUGAUUGCCCUUCGGUUCCCCCCGCGGUGAAGAACUUUUUCAUUAGCGAGUUGGACAAGAUAAAGGCGAAGAAGUAUGAAAGACAGCAAGAUAGACGUAGGAGAGAUGCUGCAGCUCGAAGUACUCAAUAUGUUGACUUGGAAGGUGAGGAAGAAGAAGAAGAGCAGGAUGAUGAGUUGCAGCAAGCUUUGAGACAUUCACGGGAAGAGUAUGAGUUUAGGCAAAGGGCUGGUCCAAGGUAUGAGAGGGGUGGUGGUUCUGGAUCAGGCCAGGCACGGGAUCCAGGUACUGGGGUAACGAUCCCAACUGGGAGGGAUAUUGAUGGAAAAUAUCUUUCAGAGAACGUGGAGGAGAUAAAGAAGGAGAUCAACAAGUGGAAGCAAGAGUUCCCUGAGUAUGGUGCCACUAUCAUAUGUGAUUCAUGGACCGGUAUUUCUCGCAAUAGCGUAAUCAACUUCUUGGUAUAUUGCAAUGGAAUGAUGUACUUCUGGAAGUCUAUUGAUGUAACUGGAAAAAUACAAGAUCAUCGGCUCAUACUUAAGGAGAUAACAAUUGUUCUGAACGAUAUAGGGCCAGAAGAUGUGAUUCAGAUAGUUACUGAUAAUGGCAGCAACUUUAAGAAGGCUUGCAAGCUGUUGGCAGAGGAGUACCCUCACAUUGUGUGGCAGCCAUGCCUUGCCCACACGAUCAACCUCAUUCUCAAAGAUAUUGGAAAGUGGGAUGAUCACAAGGCCAUGAUUCAGAGUGCCCAAUAUAUUUGUCAAUGGUUAUACAAUUCUAAUAGUGUGCACUCCAUGUUUAAGAGUGCCACUGGUGGGGAGCUAGUUAAAUGGAAUGCAACAAGAUUUGGCACUAACUAUAUGUUUCUGGAGAGUUUUAUGAAGAAGAAAGAUCAAUUUAUGGUAUGGAUGAUGUCAACUGAAUAUAGAUCAUCACGCCACUACAAGACUGAAGCAGGCAAGUAUGCAUUCGAAUGCAUGACCUCUGUUCAGUGGUGGGCAAACAUGCAGUAUGUUAUUAAUGAUGUGGAGCCUCUCUAUUCUUUUUUGCGAUUUGCUGAUCAAGACAAGACUCCAACUUUGGGUGAAGUUCUUAUGGAGUACGGCAGCCUCAAGCGUACAUAUCAUACCCGGUUCCAUUCAGAUAUGGCAAGGUGUGACAGGAUCAUGGAAAUUGUUGACAGAAGGUUGGCUAGUGUGUUCGAAGAAAAUGUCUUUGGAGACCUUCGGAAAGGGCUGGAGAGACUUUUUGACAUCGACAGAGCAGCACGUGCACUACAAGAAAACACCACAUCUUCAGAUAGCAGCUAA